Molecule: messenger RNA, 3406 nt
Organism: Chlamydomonas reinhardtii
Lineage: Eukaryota; Viridiplantae; Chlorophyta; Chlorophyceae; Chlamydomonadales; Chlamydomonadaceae
Exons: 2
Coding region: 151-555 (134 amino acids)
Source: RefSeq, a predicted model, not a curated record
CACAUACAAUAUAGGCCCGGUGCGCGCCCUUACCCUGCAACGGGGCCGCUGCCCGGGCCGCCUCAAGCCGCCGCCUUCUCGAGCAAUCGACUUCGCUGCUGGCGACUGGGCCUGCCCAAGCUUGCCCAGGAGCUUGUCAACUCAUAAUUCAUGGCGCUGCACCCGUCAUCACCAGUACACACCAGCCCGGCAUCAUCGGAACCUUCCGGAACCUUCGUCAGCCCUUCGCGUCCUGCCGCGCCGCCACCGCCAUGUGACCGCCGCCUCCGCCGCCACUCGCCCACAUACCGCCAAGCUCAUCACCAGUGUAUCGGCAACUACCAGUAUCAGUGUUCGGUGCGUUGGUUGACGGUGCGGGCCCGUUGGCCCAAGCCAUGCUUGCAGUCGUGCGCGGUGUGCGUCUCGCGCGGCCAGUCGUCGUCUUGGUCAGCAGGUCAAGUCCAUCCACACUCGCAUGCUGCACGCACACACAUGGCGCACGCGCCUUCUCCGACAUGGGAGCGACGUCUCGUAAUCAUACCGCGCAGUGAUGACAGCAAUCAGAUAUCGGACUAGAGUUUCCGAGGGCCACGGCUCGUUGACGAACUCGCUGAUUCCCUUGGCUGUCUGAGCGAACCUAGCCCCGUAUUGGGCGACGUCUUGCUUUCCCAUUGUCUUUCGCAUUUGCAUAUGCAUGCAGCGCAUGUCGCACACGCACAUGGCAUGCGCUGGGAAAGGCUUCUAUAAAGUUGGUCCCGCGGCUCUCCCUCCGUGCUGUGGAGCCCGUUCCCAGAAGCCAUAGUGCCGGCUGUGCUUGGAUUGAUCGUCCUUUUACGGCUGUCGAUGGUGCUCGCUAUCCUAACCCCUCCGACUGGUUGGGCGAUAGGACGAUUGCUACCAGACAUACUGUAUCCAUGCAUGUACCCAUGACACUGCGCACUGGUCAUAGCCAUUUAUCGCACGCACUCAUGUGGGAGCGCACGCACGCUGCUUGACGGUCAGGUGUUGUGUGUCUCCAAUGUCUCCUUCACCUAAUCAAAUCUGGCAGCCACAGUACCGGGCUAGUACUUCUGAUGACCGUGGCUUUUCCCCACCACGUCAUGGGCGCCUGGGUACUGGCCUGUUCAUUCCUUAUGUGCAUACACAUUCGCAUGUGCCGGCAUGUGCAUAUGCAAGGAAGCGUUGCGCUGUGACGAAAGCUUAGAGGCUGUUUAUGAUCACCAUGAUUAUAACCAACCAAAAAACGACUUCUUCUUCCACUGAGCGCAUCACUCACGCAUAAUUGCAUGUGCACUAUGCACCGCGUGUCUGUGGGCUUAGUGCUGCAGUCAGGCGCACCUCAUGCCUCUGGCUGUGAAGAGAUUGGUCUUGGGGUGUUCCUGCCCCCACGCUGCUCCUUGCCUCACGGUUCGGAGACGCAAAGACCGCGUCCGAGCCAUCUAUAUGCGCCUGAUUGUUGCAACAACCUUUAGCACGAUAUUAUAGUGUGCAUCAUUCGGCUGUGAAGAGAUUGGUCUUGGGGUGUUCCUGCUCCCACGCUGCUCCUUACCUCACGGUUCGGAGACGCAAAGACCGCGUCCGAGCCAUCUAUAUGCGCCUGAUUGUCGCAAUAUCCUUCAGCACAAUAUGUUUUGUGUGCAUCAUUUGGCUGUGAAGAGAUUGGUCUUGGGGUGUUCCUGCCCCCACGCUGCUCCUUACCUCAAAGUUCGGAGACGCAAAGACCGCGUCCGAGCCAUCUAUAUGCGCCUGAUUGUUGCAACAACCUUUAGCACGAUAUUAUAGUGUGCAUCAUUCGGCUGUGAAGAGAUUGGUCUUGGGGUGUUCCUGCUCCCACGCUGCUCCUUACCUCACGGUUCGGAGACGCAAGGACCGCGUCCGAGCCAUUUACACAUCGCAUCGGCAUCGACUCAUUGACUUGACUGGCUAUGAUGACAUUGUCGGUCCGGGGCUUUCCUGACCCCACUCUCCCACGUCUGUGGGAAGCGGACCCGAUGCUGAGCUAUAUUUAUCCUCUCGGCAUACAACUCGCAUCACAUUGGUGUGGUCACACUCAUGGCAUUCUUUGGCUGUGAUGACAACAUUCCGGAGGGAGUUCCUGUCCCUCGUGACCCCUUCCUUGGGGAGUACGGAUGUUUCUGAGCCACAAUUAAUCUUCCACGAUCAUACCACUGUGUGCGUGUUGUGUGGAGUGUUCGGUGUGACUGUGUGCGGCUGUGAUGAUACGCUCUGCUGGAGGGUUUCCUGACCCCAUUUACACCGGCUUUGGUGAACCAGCUAGAAUCUGAGCCUUCUAAAUGUAUAUGGUGAGAUGAGUUGUUUCUGGCGAUGGUGACAAGUGGUCUGUGGGUGUUCCUGCCCCAUGUGUUCUCCAGUUUUGGAGAGUAUAGACCGGCGUCUGAGCCAAUCUGAUUUACUAGAUUAGGUUACCGUAUGGUUCAUAUGCAUUAGGAGCUCUGUGGAAUGCACUGGAAUGCACCUUGGCUGUGAUGACAUGCUUGCGUCGGGGAAUUCCUGUCCCCACCAGCCUCCACCUGGAGGAAGGACGCAAGGUCUGAGCCAUACUUUGGUUGGUUGUUGGCUUUGUAGUCGGCUAUGAGGAGAGAAUGCGUGUGGGGUUUUCCUGACCCUCAAUUCGCUGCUUGUUGGCGACUUGCGCAUGAGUCUGAGCCGUCGGAUUUGUGUACACUUCUGCAUGUGUGUGCGUGCGUGCGUGCGUGCUUUAGCCGGCUAUGAGGAAAGAGUGCGCGUGGGGUUUCCUGACCCUCAAUUCGCUGCUUGUUGGCGACUUGCGCUUGAGUCUGAGCCUUUGAACUCUGUGUGUGUCCAGUAGCCGGCUGUGAGGAGAGAAUGCGUGUGGGGUUUCCUGACCCUCAAUUCGCUGCUAGUCGGCGACUUGCGCAUGAGUCUGAGCCGUGAUUUUGUAGAUGUUGUGGUUUGGGGCAGUGUGAUUGCGUGGCUGUGAUGAGGGAUGCGCAGGGGGAAUUCCUGUCCCCCAAGACUCUGCCUUCAGGGAGUUGCGCGUUUUCUGAGCUUUCAAUACGUGUCACUAGGUUGGACCAGGAGCAUGUGUUGUCGCGGUGUUGAUGGCGAUGAUGAGGCAUUUGCGCACGGGUAUUCCUGACCUGACUGGCUUCCGUCUGGAAGACUGCGCAAUUUGCUGAGCCUAUGACACUGACUUUUCAGUAUGUGUGUGCGCGUGUUCACAGUUAGGUGGCGGCGAUGAUGACACAACGCGUGGGGGUUUUCCUGACCCCCGUGGCCCUCGCCUGAGGGAUGUCGCAUAGUCUGAGCCUUAUCGUGUCGGUCUUUCAUGCUGCAUGCAUACAACUGCACUGCACCUAACUGCCGAUGAUGAAGCACGCCAACAUGCGACAUGCUGUGGCUGAUCCGGGAGCCUGCUCUGCAGGAACGAACCUACCCGGUGAUU